AUGCUGUACCUCAAUUUAGCCACUCACCAGCCAACGUUCAACAACCGUCCAGCGAUGAUGCAAUCGACGCAAAAACCAUCAAAGACGCUCACACUGACGCUCGACGCUUGGGAAUCCAAGUCACCGCUGAGCACGACAGCCAACAAAAGCCUAAGUGUGUUAUCCAAUGCCAGUGCGGAAUACGAGCGACCGUUGCCGAUAAAGCUAAGCCUGAACAAAUCGCAAAUCAGUAAAAGCGCAACACCAAAUCUGAACACUCCCUUUGAAGUACCUGGCACGCCUCAGAAUGAGCAUAAUCAGACGCAGAAUGAAAUCAUCACUACUCCACAGCAAUACCUCGAAUGGUUUGAGCAGAUUGAGAAGUCUAUCGAUAAUGAACACGAAUCAAAGUAUCAGAAUCAUCUACAGAAACUAAACAGCGAGUUGCAAGUACAUGAAGAUAUUUUGAAUAAAGUGAGCUUGUUAGAAGACGAAAUAUCCUCGCUGCGUGAUAAUUGGGAUGCUAUCGAUACUGGUACAGCGUCACUCAAGGAUGCUUGUCAGAGGUACCUCGAUGAGCGCGACGAUUUGAUAGCCUUGAAGGAGAAAAUGCAAGAGCAGCAGCAGCAGCAGCAGCAGAAGCAGAAGCAGUAA
Messenger RNA from Wallemia ichthyophaga EXF-994, 633 nucleotides. Its product is annotated as Conserved oligomeric golgi family complex subunit 3. The record is from RefSeq and is a predicted model, not a curated record. Gene Ontology annotation, cellular component: membrane; COG complex; cis-Golgi network. Lineage: Eukaryota; Fungi; Basidiomycota; Wallemiomycetes; Wallemiales; Wallemiaceae. The transcript is spliced from 2 exons. Gene Ontology annotation, biological process: intracellular protein transport; Golgi organization; intra-Golgi vesicle-mediated transport. Bases 1 to 633 code for a protein of 210 amino acids.